GUGAGCAGCUCCCUGAUCUGCCGCGCACUGCGCUUCCGGCAGCAGAUGGAGCUGGCCACGGCCACGGAGGUGGUACUCCGCUACGAGAAAGCCACAGCGCCACCGGUGCUGCUGCUGCUGGCACUGAGGGACGGUGAGAAACUGCUGGGCAUGGCGCUGCUGAACCUCUGCCGUGAAGCGGUGAAG
Molecule: messenger RNA, 186 nt
Organism: Cladocopium goreaui
Lineage: Eukaryota; Dinophyceae; Suessiales; Symbiodiniaceae
Source: the annotation of a GenBank genome assembly